UUUCCCUGUUAAAUAUUUUGAAAUUUUUCAGAAUCAAUUGUCCUUUCCUGCUGGUAUGUCGCCAGUAGAAAGUUUACGCCAUUCUUCUUUUCGAAUACGUGAUCGUUUACUUGUUAAUCUUAUUUCUGAAUUUCUUGGAACUUUUCUUUUAGUUUUAAUUGGUUGUAGUAGUAUUGCUCAAUUUAUACUUUCUGAGGCUAAAUUGAAUAAUCAUUUACAGGUUUGUCUGGCUUGGGGUUUUGCUAUAUUUCUUGCUGUUACUGUUACCUAUAAAACUUCUGGUGGACAUCUAAAUCCAGCAGUUUCCCUAGCUAUUUGUUCACUUGGAAAGCUCCCUUUUAUUCACUAUCCUUUUUACGUUGUGGCGCAAACCUUUGGAGGUUUUUUGGGAGCAGCUUUAUGUUUACAUAUUUAUGUUGAUUCUUUUGAUAAAUUUGAUGGAGGAAUUCGUUCUGUUGAUGGAAAAAAUGGAACUGGGGCUGUUUUUUGUUCUUUUCCCCAACCACACAUUUCGUUAUAUACUGCAUUUAUUGACCAAGUUGUCGGAACAGGCCUUUUACUGCUCUUUGUUUGUGCUAUUAUUGAUCAACGUAACAAGAUCCCAGGAUAUUUACAUCCCCUAUGUUUUGGUUUAACCGUUUUUCUGUUAACGUCCUCAUUUGGAAUGAAUUUGGGUACUCCAAUUAACCCAGCGAGAGAUUUUGGUCCUCGCCUGUUCAUGCUAUUUGGUGGCUAUGGAUUAGAAGCCUUUUCUUGGCGUAAUUAUUAUUUUUGGAUUCCAAUAAUCGCCCCACUCAUUGGAGCAUUGCUUGGUACUUGGAUUUAUCAAUUUCUUGUUGGAAUUAAUAUACCAGAUGAAAAGGUAGAAGGAAAGGCAAAAAGGGAUGAAAUUGUUAAUAAUGAUCAUGAUGCUUUAAACCUUCUUACACCCAUUUAA
Molecule: messenger RNA, 937 nt
Organism: Meloidogyne enterolobii
Lineage: Eukaryota; Metazoa; Nematoda; Chromadorea; Rhabditida; Meloidogynidae
Source: the annotation of a GenBank genome assembly